AACUUCCAUGCCGGCCAUAUACUCGGGUAUCAAGCCAAAGCGUGGAGUAUCAAGAGAUGCCGCUGCUGUAUAUCAUCAAAGAAGGGCCAGCGCUCCGACGGCGACUGAAUGCAAUCUGACCUUGCCCAUCGCCCCCAAAAUCGUGAUCAUCAGCAUGUUCACUCCCGAGGCCAACACCUGGUACCAUCGCCCGGACUUUGACCUACUUGCGCACAACAUAUCUCUCCCCGGAUUGUCUCCUCUGUUUCCUUCUAUACACUGCGACUCUGCCGGCUCCAUUUGUCAAGUCAUCACCGGCGAAGGCGAGAUCAACGCCGCCGCCUCCAUCAACGCGCUCUGGCUGUCCCCAUCCUUCAACCUGACAUCAAGCUACUUUCUCAUCGCCGGCAUCGGUGGCGUGAACCCUUCCCUUGCGACCACCGGCUCUGUCACCUUUGCCCGCUACGCCGUUCAACUCGACUUGCAAUACCAGAUUUCCCUCUCGAAGGACGCAGCGAACACCUCCAUCGCCACCAUCCCACAAGGCUCCGACUUUGCAUCCGAGUACCCACAAGAUCUUUACGGCACCGAAGUCUUCGAGCUGAACAACAACCUCAAAAGUCUCGCUGUAUCUCUCGCACGGCGGGCAGCCCUCAACGACACCACUGCUGCUCAGGCGUACCGCGCGAAAUACUCCUCCCCACCGGCCAAUGCCGCGCCAUCCGUCGUCGAAUGUGACUCUGGCACAUCCAACACCUACUGGUCUGGCGCGGUGCUUGGCGACACCUUCUCCGCCUAUACGAAGCUUCUAACAAACGGCUCAGGCGUCUACUGCAACUCUCAACAAGAAGACAACGCUACACUCGAAUCCCUGCUCCGCGGCGCUAUCGCAAGGAAGCUGGAUUUCGCUCGGAUCAUUUUGAUGCGUACAGCGUCGGACUUUGAUCGUGCACCUCCGGAUGAGACCGAGGAGGAGCAUUUGUUGACGGCGGAGCAAGCAGGGUUUGGGCCAAGUAUAGAGAAUAUUUGGCUGGCGGGGAGGCAGAUUGUGCAGGAUGUGGUGGGCAAAUGGGAUGAGGUUUAUGAGCAGGGAGUAAAGGCAGAAAAUUAUGUUGGCGAUUUGUGGGGAAGCUUGGAUGGCACU
Zymoseptoria tritici IPO323 is the source of this 1123-nucleotide messenger RNA. RefSeq lists its product as uncharacterized. Gene Ontology annotation, cellular component: endoplasmic reticulum. The transcript has a single exon. The annotation marks the transcript as partial. NCBI's taxonomy places the organism in Eukaryota, Fungi, Ascomycota, Dothideomycetes, Mycosphaerellales, Mycosphaerellaceae. The record is from RefSeq and is a predicted model, not a curated record. Gene Ontology annotation, biological process: transmembrane transport.